This is a messenger RNA of Gloeophyllum trabeum ATCC 11539, 2211 nucleotides long. Its product is annotated as homoaconitase. The record is from RefSeq and is a predicted model, not a curated record. The transcript has 3 exons. Gene Ontology annotation, biological process: L-lysine biosynthetic process. Gene Ontology annotation, molecular function: 4 iron, 4 sulfur cluster binding; homoaconitate hydratase activity. Bases 1 to 2211 code for a protein of 736 amino acids. Lineage: Eukaryota; Fungi; Basidiomycota; Agaricomycetes; Gloeophyllales; Gloeophyllaceae.
AUGGAGCAGCAGCCCGAGGAGGUGCACUACCCCAUGAAGGAGGAGAAGGACGACAUGCGGGUGAACGCUGGUCUCAAGGCUACGAUGAAGAGUGAGCGUUUCGCGACAGUCUCCGUUACCCCAAGGACACCGCAAACUGUGAUAGAAAAGGUCGUGCAAAAGUACGCUGUAGGCCUGCCUGAAGGCAAGCUGGUCAGGGCCGGCGACUAUGUCAUGAUACGGCCCCAGCACGUUAUGACCCACGACAACACAGGCCCAGUCAUCUCAAAGUUCAAGUCCAUCGGCGCGACACGCAUCAAAGACCCCCGCCAGCCCGUCUUCACCCUCGACCACGACGUGCAGAACAAAUCCCCCAAGAACCUCGCCAAGUACGCCGCCAUCGAGGCCUUUGCGCGCGCGCACGCCAUCGACUUCUACCCCGCCGGCCGCGGCAUCGGCCACCAGGUCCUCGUCGAGGAGGGCUACGCCUUCCCGCACACGCUCACCGUCGCCUCCGACAGCCACAGCAACAUGUACGGCGGCGUCGCCUGCGUCGGCACCCCCAUCGUGCGCACCGACGCCGCCGCCCUCUGGGCGACCGGCCAGACGUGGUGGCAGGUCCCCCGCAUGGUCAACGUCGAGCUUCGGGGCACGCUCGCCCCGGGCGUCACCGGCAAGGACGUGAUCGUCGCCCUCUGCGGGAGCUUCAACAAAGACGAGGUGCUCAACGCCGCGAUCGAGUUCACGGGCGAGGGCGUCGCCGCGCUCGCCGUCGACGACCGCCUCACGAUCGCGAACAUGACCACCGAGUGGGGCGCGCUCGCGGGCGUGUUCCCCGCCGACGCGGCGCUGCUGGACUGGUACGAGCGCGCGCUCGCGCGCAUGGAGCUGCGCACGUUCGCGUCCGCGCACUCGGGCAUCCCGCCCCCGCCCGAGCACCCGCGCAUCAACCGCGCGCGCCUCGACGCGCUCAAGGCGUCUCCCCUGUCCUCCGACCCCGGCGCGGCGUACGCCGCGCACCUGGUGUUCGACCUCUCGACGCUCGUCCCGCACGUCUCGGGCCCGAACAGCGUCAAGGUCUCCACGCCGCUGCCCGCGCUCGAGGCGCAGCACAUCCCGAUCAACAAGGCGUACCUCCUCUCGUGCACGAACGCGCGCGCGUCCGACAUCGCCGCCGCCGCGCAAGUCGUCAAGGGCCGCAAAGUCGCACCGGGAGUCGAGUUCUACGUCGCCGCGGCGAGCUCGGAGGUGCAGCGCGCGGCGGAGGCGAGCGGCGACUGGGACGCGCUCGUGCGCGCGGGCGCGAAGGUGCUGCCCAGCGGGUGCGGGCCGUGCAUCGGGCUGGGCACGGGGCUGCUGGAGGAGGGCGAGGUGGGGAUCAGCGCCACCAAUCGGAAUUAUAAGGGACGCAUGGGGAGCCCGAAGGCGCUGGCGUACCUCGCGAGCCCCGCGGUGGUCGCUGCGAGCGCGGUGAAGGGCUACAUCGCCGGCCCUGAGUCGGGCUCGCCGCCCCCAGCGAAGGCGCCGACGUUCUUCGCGGUGGCAGAUCCUGAUUCCGCCACGAGCAGCGCGGAGAGCAGUGCGCAGAGGGAGCCGCUCCUCCCGGGCUUCCCGCCGACGUUCGCGGGCGCGCUGCUCUUUGCGCCGCAGGACAACCUCAACACGGACGGGAUCUACCCGGGCAAAUACACCUACCAGGACGACAUCACGCUCGCGCGGCAGGCGGAGGUCGUCAUGGAGAACUACGACCCGUCCUUCGCGUCACUGGUUGCAUCCCUCGUGCACCCAUCCCAGUCGGAUCCCGGCAGGAAGGAGGGCGCGGUGCUCGUCGCGGGCUACAACUUUGGCACGGGCUCGUCGAGAGAACAGGCGGCGACGGCGCUCAAGGCCGCGGGCGUCCCGCUCGUGCUCGCGGGCUCGUUCGGGGAUAUAUUCAAGCGCAACGCGAUCAACAAUGGGUUGGUGUGCGUCGAGUGCCCGGAGCUCGUCGAGGACCUCACGCGCGCGUACGCGCGGGACGGGAAGCGCGGCGCGGGCGGGAAGGAUGGGGAGCUGACGGUGCAUAAGGGCAUGCAGGUGAGUGUCGGGAUGGAGGACGGGCGGGUGGUGGUGAGCGGUAUGGAGGGUGGGGAGAGGACGUAUAGAGUUAGGCCUGUCGGCCCGAGCGUGCAGGAGUUGUGGAUAUGUGGAGGGUUGGAGGGGUAUGUGUUGAAGUCGAUACAGAGGCAGUAG